CACGGCGACGACACCACCACCACCACCACCACGCCACGCACCGCAAGAAGCGCACGCGCUCCCCGGCCGUCGUGCUCCCACUCAACGCGGCGCCCAUCUCAGCACGCAACUUCACGCUCCUCUCGAACAUAUUCGCGUCCUACCUGGAAGUGCAGAAGAACAUCGAGCUGCACACACUCACCGACCGCGAGGCGAAGGGGAGGUUCAAGAGCUUCGUGUCACACUUGUAAGCUACCUCUACCACCGCCACGCUCACAACCGGGAGUCUGGGAGUCUGGGGGGCUAAUGAUCAGCAAUCGCGGCGAACUAGCACGGGGAUGGUACGAGCGCGUUGUAUCCGCGCAGCGUGACGGUCCCAGCGCUACUACCACUACAGCCACCGCCGCCAGCGCCAGCGCCUCCACCGAGCCCACCACAAAACGUGUCCGCCACGCCUCCCCCGACUCCUCAUCCUCCUCCGAUGACGAUUUCGGCCCCGCGCUGCCACAGGACGCGCAGACCGGCGGCGCGCGCAAACACGGCCCUGCCCCACCCAAGACGCAGGACCUAUCUUUACAGCGCGAGCUAGAAACGGAAGAUCAAGCGUACGCGCGGGCUGACGGCGCACAUGCGCGACGACUCGAUCGGCGGGCGCAGAAAGAGGCGUUAGACGAGCUUGUUCCCCGGGCGGAGCCGGGGACGCGGGAGCGGCAGCUCGAGAAGAAGCGGGAGGUCAAUGAGAAGAUGCGGGGGUUUCGCGAUCCAUCGCCUGGUGGCGAGGUCGACGAGAGCACCCUCCUCGGAGCGAGCACUGGCGGUGAGAGCUUUGCGCAGAAGAAGGCGGCGCUGGAGAGGAAGAAGAAUGAGCGCGAGAUUAGACGGGAGCAGUUGCUGAAGGCGAGGAUUGCCGAGAGGGAGGAGCGCGUGCAGGGAAUGAAGGAGAAGGAGGAGAAGACUAUGACUAUGCUUAAGGCUUUGGCUGCGAGCAGGUUUGGGGGUUCUGGGUCUGGGACGUCUGAAUAAGCCGAGACUUGGAAAUUUGUUAUGCUGCUGGCUAUUUGGCUUAAUCGUGUCCCAUUGAGCUUGAUUUAAUUGUAAAGUAUGCAAAUGAUGAUUCACGUACAACAUUCAG
Messenger RNA from Tricharina praecox, 1111 nucleotides. RefSeq lists its product as uncharacterized. The transcript has a single exon. Lineage: Eukaryota; Fungi; Ascomycota; Pezizomycetes; Pezizales; Pyronemataceae. The coding region runs from base 286 to 1002 and encodes 238 amino acids. The record is from RefSeq and is a predicted model, not a curated record.